Ilex paraguariensis (yerba mate) is the source of this 384-nucleotide messenger RNA. Lineage: Eukaryota; Viridiplantae; Streptophyta; Magnoliopsida; Aquifoliales; Aquifoliaceae. The record is from the annotation of a GenBank genome assembly.
AUGGAUCCACUUAGUACAAGAAGAGCUACUUUAGAUGUCAUAAAUGGCAGUGAGGUUAAUGCGAAUGAAAUAUGUCCAACGUUGGACGUAAGCAAGGCUAUCAACCAAUGCUAUGGAUCUGGGCAACCACAAGAAAUGAAUCCCCACCAUCUAGUCAAGGAGGCUUCUAAGACAAUGGGGAAACUAGCAAACUACAAGAACAAAGGGAAGGCAAUAUUACACACCAUGAUAGUGGUGGAACCUGUAAUGCAGAAUGGGGUAGUUGAGGAAGAUGCAAUGCAUAUUGGGGAAGCUAUAGCCAACCCAAUAAGUCAAGAGAGUAAAGAGAUGGCUAGUACCAACACUCUUCCCAAUCCAGGAAAUGAAAGACAAUCAAUUGAGUAG